AGAGACGAGACAACUGCAGCUUAUUGCAGUUCAGUUAAUAUAGCUGUAAGGUUCAGCUGUGCUUAUCGCAGCGAAUUUAAGAUGCUUAAUCGAUUGCCUUCGGUAUACCUUGUCUUUAGUUUGUGCCUAUGGCUGGAGAUCAAAGCUGAUACGCACGGUCCGAAUUCGGACAAAUUAAAGCUGCUUUCCAGGUUUUGUGGAGUUUCCGUACUCGAUAGAAUUUUCCAAGGCCAAUAUGCCCAGAUUUUCCGAAAUCCAUGGAUAGCUUUACUGCAGUAUGAACAUGACGGAGAAAUUGAGCAUGGUUGCAGUGGUUCCUUGAUCAACAAUCGCUACGUGUUGACCGCUGCUUCUUGUCUGACCAACAAAACAGAUGUUCAGUUGCUCAACAUUCGUUUGGGUGAGCUAGACAAAAGUCAGUAUCAAGACUGUGUUUCUUACGGCUCGGAUAUAGCGGAAAAAGACUGUGCCGAACCAGCAGAUGAUUAUGGCGUGGAAUCAAUAGCAAUUCAUCCGGAGUAUAACCAACAGACAUUCCUCAACGACAUCGGACUGAUUCGUCUAAACAAAAACGUCACUAUGCAUGAUAACACUAGUCCAAUAUGCUUACCAAUCACUGCAAUGCAACCUCCGCCCACAAUUACACGGUUCACUGCUAUUGGAUGGGGUACUUGUGGGAAUCGUACGGGCUCGAACGCUUUGCUACAGUCGAUGUUGACCUCAAUGGAUAACGUGGAAUGUGGUCGAGAAAUUAGCGAGCAUCAAAUAUGUGCCACUCGUUAUACGGGCAUCGAUGUUGGCGGACCACUAGCAACCCCAAUGCCUCACCUACAUGCGGGUUUAAGAUUUGUUCAGCUUGGCGUUGCUUCAGGAGCGGUUGACUCCUGCGCACAAGACGGUUAUCCUGGAGUCUAUACCCGCGUUUCCAGCUAUAUAGAAUGGAUCUUGGAAACCAUCGAGCCCUAAGACAAUGUAAGCCCCUGCCGAAGGAUCUGGUAGGCUUGUUCUUGUUAGGUAGAAUUUACUCAUUAAAUUGAUUAUGCCAAGUUACAGCUAAAUUAGCCAUAGAAAUACAAAUAAUAGAACAAAACGUGUAAAA
Armigeres subalbatus is the source of this 1099-nucleotide messenger RNA. Its product is annotated as CLIP domain-containing serine protease B10-like. The transcript has 4 exons. Gene Ontology annotation, molecular function: serine-type endopeptidase activity. The record is from RefSeq and is a predicted model, not a curated record. NCBI's taxonomy places the organism in Eukaryota, Metazoa, Arthropoda, Insecta, Diptera, Culicidae. Gene Ontology annotation, biological process: proteolysis. The coding region runs from base 82 to 966 and encodes 294 amino acids.